AAUCUCAUUACCCAGCAUAUUACACACAUCCAAAGUCGGUGAGCCCUAACGGGUAUAUAAAAUCAAACCCCCCGAAAAUUCAUCCAAAAAUUCUACUCCUUAAACAACAAUGGCGACAUCAAAAUCAAUGGAUGAUAAAGCAUUCUCAGAUAGAGUGAAGAAGACUUUUGGAUCUCUAUUUGCAUCCCUAGAACCUUCACCUGCAUCUUCAACAAAGCCACUCUGGUCUCUUACAAAUGCCCAAGUUGAGAAGAAAGAAUGGCGGCGUGAUAAAGACACUUCUGAUAGAGAUUCAAACCCUUGUUCUUCUUCUUUCAAUGAAUUUCUAUCUCAAUCUCGCCACAACUCCCGUAAAACUAUCAAAAAAUGUCGUGAAGGGCUUCACGAUGACCUCCAAGACAUUGAUGAUGAUGAAGAUGAGGGUGGCGAUGAUGAGAAAGAUGAUAUCAUUGAUUGGGAUGUUAAAUCGUCAAUUGGGUUAGAUUCUACACUUGAUAACGAGGAAGAAGAAGAUACUUUUGACAAAGUUGCCAUAGGAAGGGAGAAUGCAGGUGAUCGAUUGUAUAUGAGCAAUGUGACUGCUGGCAAUGAUUCACAUUUCAUCACAGAUGACUUCCCUGGUGCGGUUGGGAGUAGGGGGAAGGAUCCUCGUGCUAAUCGGUGGGCUGCUAUCAUUAGAUUGAAAGAAGAUGAUGCAGAAGCUGCUGCACAGACAGAAAAAAUAAAACCUGGGCAGCCCCCUACAACAUCUAACGGAAACUCUAUGUAUGCACAAGGCCUUGAGAAGCUGAAACCAUUUUCAACAGAAGGCCUUGACAAGUUGAAACCUAUACUGAAAAGGAAGGAGCUUGAAUCGACGUCAAAACCAUCAAAACGUGUGAGGUUUGACCCUGCAUUUGUCGGCAAUGGUGAUGGAACUGGAGAAAUUACUGGUAAGGAUACCUCUACACAAAUUAUUAACCAACCUGUGUCGGAUGAGAAAGUUUCUAAGGUCCCAGAUUAUAUGAGGAAUCCGUCCAGUUACACGCGCUAUAGUCUUGAUUCCUCUAAUGAAAUGAGCAAUAAAUCAAAUACUAAUGCUAAUGUGGACUAUGUGGAGAUGGUGAACGAAAGAAGUGGUGGGCCAGGAUCCAAUUCUGAUGUUCACACUGAUCUCCCAAAAUCAGUAACCUUUGUUCCAAAGAAAAAGUCAGAUUUUUCUAAAGCUGUAGAUAAUGAAGAUAGUCAAUUGAAAGGAAGUGAUGCGAAGCGUACCUCAAUUCAGUCCACCUUUCUUGACGUCGCAAGUAACGAGCAGGAGAGUGAAGUUGGCGACAUGGAAGUUGAUGAACCUGAAACAAAUGCAGAGGUUGACACGGGCAUCAUGUUUAAAAAACAGGGUCGUCAGUAUCGAACCAAGCCCCAGGAAGAUGACGCUACCUAAAUGGUUAUUCCUGUUAUAUGGCCGCUAGCUUUGUCCACUUUUUGGUCAGACGACUUGUGGGUUGUAUGCAGCUUGGUUCCGUUCUGCUAACUAGAAAGCAAAUUGCUCCAGAAACUCCCAAGGUGCAUGUAAUUUGAAACAAUUUAUUUUUCUUCAUUUGUUUGCACAUUUUAAUUCUAUCUCUCAUCAUGAAAUUUAGUUUUCUGCUGUGAUACUUAUGUACCCCUGCUGUAGAAAACUGAUCAAUGUGAAUUCAUAUGCACAUGGUUUUGAGCUAUGAUCAAUGAUGAAAAUGCAUCAAAUCAAUUUAUCGGUAAAA
Messenger RNA from Amaranthus tricolor (Joseph's coat), 1742 nucleotides. RefSeq lists its product as uncharacterized. The transcript has 2 exons. The record is from RefSeq and is a predicted model, not a curated record. Bases 110 to 1423 code for a protein of 437 amino acids. NCBI's taxonomy places the organism in Eukaryota, Viridiplantae, Streptophyta, Magnoliopsida, Caryophyllales, Amaranthaceae.